Molecule: messenger RNA, 9712 nt
Organism: Coregonus sp. 'balchen'
Lineage: Eukaryota; Metazoa; Chordata; Actinopteri; Salmoniformes; Salmonidae
Source: the annotation of a GenBank genome assembly
AUGGACAUUCACUCCCCUCUUGGCUCCCCUUGGAGCAUUGUUGAGAUAAAGAAAGGUAGGCCUACUUUUACACAGAUGCACAUUUUUCUCUAUAUAAGCUUUAUUUGUUGACAUGUUAUGAUACCAUUCAUGUUCUUUCAGUGAAGAUACAUUCUCCCAAACACACUCCUAAUGCUGAAUACCUCUUAAGGAGAAGGUGUGGGAUGGCAGGUAUUUAAUUUGAGGACAAAUAUACAAUUUAUGGGUGAUUUUACUUUGACUAAAACGUUUAUUAUUAUGAAUAACAAACAAAUAAACAUGUAAUUUAUUACAGAAAGUCUUGAGGAGACUGCAAAGCCAACAUUGGAUGCGUUCUGGCUGAAAUCAAGAAAUAGUACAGGUAAUUCUUAACAUAUGCAUGCAAAUAAUUGAACCAUGGCAAACGUCAUUGUUCUUACUUUCAUGAUAACGUUUAUUUUAUUUAUUUAUUUAUUUUAAAAAUCUUGUUAACAGCAUAUCCUUUGAUAGGAUAUUUGUUGAGCUGUUUAUUGCAGAUUCUCAAAACUCUCCUCGGGGACACAAAGACAUUUCACAAUUGUUGUCGCCCUGAACAAGCUCACCUUGAUUGCCCUAGUCAAAGGCAUGAUGAUUAGUUGACUAGUUGAAUUAGGUGUGUUAGCUCUGGAAUAGAUCCAAUACUAGGAACGGCUGGGUAUCUCAGAGGAGAGGUUGGAGAACCACUGGUUUAAUGAAUAUACACCAGCCAUGGAGACAGGUUUUUCUUGUCUCUGAUAUGCAGAUGACGACAGAAAAGCCAACAACCCGUUUGUGCUUCCAAUGGAUCGUAACAUCUUCAAAAAGAGAGAGAUUGACUCUGUAAUCAAACAACAAGUACGUAGGCUACUGUAAUACCCUCUGGGACUUUAAUGCAUCCAUCUCUAGACUAUAAUAGAAAAUAAUAAAAAUAUAAUAGAAUCUGAGCCAUGAUUAACACAGUAUGCCGGGUCUGCAGAUCAAGGCCUGUAGGCCUAACAAGUGAUUACAGGAAUACCAUUUUGAGAUUCUCUCUCUCUCACUCACUCACUCACUCACUCACUCACUCACUCACUCACUCACUCACUCACUCACUCACUCACUCACUCACUCACACACUCACACACUCACACACUCACUCACUCACUCACUCACUCACUCACUCACUCACUCACUCACUCACUCACUCACUCACACACUCACACACUCACACACUCACUCACACACUCAGGAGAAGAAAUUCUUCAGCAGCCUGCCGACCCAGAUGAAGAGUACCUACCUGUCCCGUCUCAGGUGCCGCUCGGCCCCCAUGAGGAGCGCUGUGGAGGACACCAUCCCCGAACCAGAGAAAUGCAGAGGGGACAAAACAACAUGGGCCACCGUGGUCACUAAAGGUACUGUAUAUAACAGACAGGAGUCUAGAAUCAAAAUGCAUGUAUUAUCUAAAUAUGAAUAUACACUGCUCAAAAAAAUAAAGGGAACACUAAAAUAACACAUCCUAGAGCUGAAUGAAUGAAAUAAUCUUAUUAAAUACUUUUUUCUUUACAUCGUUGAAUGUGCUGACAACAAAAUCACACAACAAUUAUCAAUUGAAAUCAAAUUUAUCAACCCAUGGAGGUCUGGAUUUGGAGUCACCCUCAAAAUUAAAGUGGAAAACCACACUACAGGCUGAUCCAACUUUGAUGUAAUGUCCUUAAAACAAGUCAAAAUGAGGCUCAGUAGUGUGUGUGGCCUCCACGUGCCUGUAUGACCUCCCUACAACGCCUGAGCAUGCUCCUGAUGAGGUGGCGGAUGGUCUCCUGAGGGAUCUCCUCCCAGACCUGGACUAACGCAUCCGCCAACUCCUGGACAGUCUGUUGGUGGAUGGAGCGAGACAUGAUGUCCCAGAUGUGCUCAAUUGGAUUCAGGUCUGGGGAACGGGCGGGCCAGUCCAUAGCAUCAAUGCCUUCCUCUUGCAGGAACUGCUGACACACUCCAGCCACAUGAGGUCUAGCAUUGUCUUGCAUUAGGAGGAACCCAGGGCCAACCGCACCAGCAUAUGGUCUCACAAGGGGUCUGAGGAUCGCAUCUCGGUACCUAAUGGCAGUCAGGCUACCUCUGGCGAGCACGGAGGGCUGUGCGGCUCCCCAAAGAAAUGCCACCCCACACCAUGACUGACCCACCGCCAAACCGGUCAUGCUGGAGGAUGUUGCAGGCAGCAGAACGUUCUCCACGGCGUCUCCAGACUCUGUCACGUCUGUCACGUGCUCAGUGUGAACCUGCUUUCAUCUGUGAAGAGCACAGGGCGCCAGUGGCGAAUUUGCCAAUCUUGGUGUUCGCUGGCAAAUGCCAAACGUCCUGCACGGUGUUGGGCUGUAAGCACAACCCCCACCUGUGGACGUCGGGCCCUCAUACCACCCUCAUGGAGUCUGUUUCUAACCGUUUGAGCAGACACAUGCACAUUUGUGGCCUGCUGGAGGUCAUUUUGCAGGGCUCUGGCAGUGCUCCUCCUGCUCCUCCUUGCACAAAGGCGGAGGUAGCGGUCCUGCUGCUGGGUUGUUGCCCUCCUACGGCCUCCUCCACGUCUCCUGAUGUACUGGCCUGUCUCCUGGUAGCGCCUCCAUGCUCUGGACACUACGCUGACAGACACAGCAAACCUUCUUGCCACAGCUCGCAUUGAUGUGCCAUCCUGGAUGAGCUGCACUACCUGAGCCACUUGUGUGGGUUGUAGACUCCGUCUCAUGCUACCACUAGAGUGAAAGCACCGCCAGCAUUCAAAAGUGACCAAAACAUCAGCCAGGAAGCAUAGGAACUGAGAAGUGGUCUGUGGUCACCACCUGCAAAACCAGUCCUUUAUUGGGGGUGUCUUGCUAAUUGCCUAUAAUUUCCACCUGUUGUCUAUUCCAUUUGCACAACAGCAUGUGAAAUGUAUUGUCAAUCAGUGUUGCUUCCUAAGUGGACAGUUUGAUUUCACAGAAGUGUGAUUGACUUGGAGUUACAUUGUGUUGUUUAAGUGUUCCCUUUAUUUUUUUGAGCAGUGUAUUUGCAUUGUUGUAUUCUUAUUUGCAUGCUGUCUGUGUCCUAUAACUAAGAUCAUUUUAUAAUAGGUAGACGUAUAAUAAAAGUAUAGCCUACUAUAUAUUUUAUUAUAGGAGUAUCUAUCAGUAUUUUAUUUAAAUUAUUGGACUUUGACAGCAGUCACAAUAAAGGAGCAUACAUCAAUGUUUUAACAGAGAGUGUUGACUAGAUUAUCUCGUGUCGUUCUGCAGGUAGCAGUCAAGACAGGGAGAACAUUAGGGACUACUUGUCUAAACAGCGAGAAAAGUUUAUGCUGCAGGUAAAACAAUUAUGGCCUAAAAUGUUACAUAAGGUGGGGCUAAGUGUGAUGUCAGACCUGUGUCAAUGAGACUCUGGGCUGAAUUCAAUCAAAGCCAAACGCCAAUUUCAAUUCAAUAUGAAUUUUUAAAAUUUCCUGAUGUAGAAAUAGGGGCGGCAGGUAGCUUAGUGGUUAAGAGCGUUGUGCCAGUAACCGAAAGGUCGCUGGUUCUAAUCCCCGAGCCGACUAGGUGAAAAAUCUGUCAAUGUGCCCUUGAGCAAGGCACUUAACCCUAAUUGCUCCUGUAAGUCGCUCUGGAUAAGAGCGUCUGCUAAAUGACAUAAAAUAAUAAAUAAAUAGAAAGACAAUCUCUACAGUGGGUUUUAAGGAAUUCCAGCCUCUCUCUCUAUCCAUGUCUCUCUAGUACUCUCUGACAGUGAAGCAAGAAACCAUCAAGAAGCUGGAGAAGGACACAGCGAUAGCGCUUCAGUUGAUCAGCCAUGCUGAGAAACAUCUGGAGGAGGACUCGGUCGCCUUUGAAAAGUUCAUUAAGGAAAACGACCAGAGCUCAGUGGCAGCUGUCAAGUUGUUAGUAGGCGUAUCAUUAUUAUAACCAAUACAUAUUAGCCUACACAUGAUUUUGUAUUAGCUUUUAGAAUAUCUCUAGCCACCUGAUUUGACAAAUAACCAGUAGGUUACAGUAAUUAGUUAAUUUAUUCAUGAUAGGUCCACCACAGGUAGAUCGUGGUAAAUGCACAAUGUUACAAUAAAUAAAAACAUCACAUGUAUAUUAUGUUGUCUUUCUUUCCAGGGCAGAGAAAGAGACUAUGGUGAAAAUGGAGAAAACAGCAGAAAUAAAAAAAGUAACAGUUCAAAUGAUGGCGAUGAAAAGGUACCUUAUUACAUACACAGGCCAUGUGUAACGUUAGGCUACCAUACUAUUUAAAAUACUAGAAAGGAAAAAUCAAAAUGUGUCUCCUUCGAGCCGGAUUUGAACCAGCGACCUAAGGAUUUCAGCUUGAAUUCCAACUACAGUCCUCCGCUCUACCAACUGAGCUAUCGAAGGGACGCUAUAAGACUGAGAAGAAACAGGGUAUUUAAAGUUAUUGCCAGAGGAAACCGACAGUUGUGAAAUGUUAAAUAUUUUCAGCUGUUGUUUUUUCUCCUCCAGUAACGCUGUUAGGUUUUAACAUAUUUCACUACUGUAACUAAUGUAGAAGUGAAAACGAUCUAACCACGUUGUUGUUUUUCAGAAUGGAUGAGCUAGCAUGCACGUUAGCUAGGCUACGUUUAGAGAACGGGCCGCCGUCGCGCUGAACACAUUAAUUUCCAUUGGAGAGUGCGGUGGAGUCGACGUGUUUUUUCCAGUGGUAGUAAAUGUCAUCCCAUAUAAUGCAAACAUAUCCCCCUUUAGCGAUAUCUCAAAGUAUCAAGAAAUCCUAAAGGAGUACCGGACAUACAAAACGUUUCUCACCGCCGUCGGACCUAUGGAGUGGCGCGAGGAACAGAAGCGCAAGAGGGAGGAGAGGAGAGCAACCAAGCAGAGGGAAAGGGAGUUUAAAGGUAUGGGAGUUUAAAUACUUUCCUUGGACUUAUUUCAGAAUGAUAAAAUGUCACAUAAUGAUAAAAUGUGUGCAAUAUGCAAUAGUAGGCUAAAUCUAUUGACAGAAGUGUGACAUUUUGUAUUACUUUACUGAUUCCAAGAAGAAAACCAAAAAGGUCCAGCCUAUGCCAGAAAAAAUUCAAGAGUCACAAAAAAAUCACAGAUGAGACAUCAAAGCAAAGGGUAAGAGGAUGGGGAUCAUAUAUAUAUAUUUUCGUGUGUGGAUUAUAUUUUAAUAUCAAUCAAUGUAAUUGAUUAGUAAAAUUGCAAAUAGUUAAGUGCUAGUGUGUGUAUUUGAUUGUACUCUGUCAGCGGGAAAGUGAGCAGCAUCCUUCACCAUCAGGAGAGACAGGGGUCCACCAUCUCCGAGGUGCCAGAGACAGCAGAGACCUCAGACAGCGACGAGGUAUGGAUUAAACGUUCCUGUUUUUAUUAAUUAACAAUCUUGAGUAUUGGUGUGUUUGUAGACAUACUGUAUGUAACGAACCAGGGUAGUGGUAAAAAAAUUGGGGUAAACCGGAGGCACAUUUUAUAAACUCCCUAAUGCAAAAAAAAAAAAAAAAAGUAUCUAACUACCCUAAUAAGUGGGUACACCCUAUUCAUAAAUUAAGACAAGGAAACUGGGUUUACUUGGGUUGACCCCCAAGACAGCACAAACCGAUCCGACUGGGACCAGACGUGUGUUAUUAGCUCUUCUUCUUAGUUGUUUCUGCUGUGGCUCCUCUCCUCCAAGGAGCCAGAGUUGUUUUACUCCAACCCCAGGGACAUGCUGAAUUUGUUGACUGACCUGGAGGAGCAGAACCUGUCCUACAUCCAGAACUACCAGGAGACCGAGGAGGCCAUGGAUGAGAUCCGCAAAACCAUCCAGCAGACGCAGGAAAGAAUGUAAGGAAGGGAACGUAAUCUACAGUGGGGAAAAAAAGUAUUUAGUCAGCCACCAAUUGUGCAAGUUCUCCCACUUAAAAAGACGAGAGAAGCCUGUAAUUUUCAUCAUAGGUACACGUCAACUAUGACAGACAAAUUGAGGAAAUUUUUUCCAGAAAAUCACAUUGUAGGAUUUUUAAUGAAUUUAUUUGCUAAUUAUGGUGGAAAAUAAGUAUUUGGUCACCUACAAACAAGCAAGAUUUCUGGCUCUCACAGACCUGUAACAACUUCUUUAAGAGGGUCCUCUGUCCUCCACUCGUUACCUGUAUUAAUGGCACCUGUUUGAACUUGUUAUCAGUAUAAAAGACACCUGUCCACAACCUCAAACAGUCACACUCCAAACUCCACUAUGGCCAAGACCAAAGAGCUGUCAAAGGACACCAGAAACAAAAUUGUAGACCUGCACCAGGCUGGGAAGACUGAAUCUGCAAUAGGUAAGCAGCUUGGUUUGAAGAAAUCAACUGUGGGAGCAAUUAUUAGGAAAUGGAAGACAUACAAGACCACUGAUAAUCUCCCUCGAUCUGGGGCUCCACGCAAGAUCUCACCCCGUGGGGUCAAAAUGAUCACAAGAACGGUGAGCAAAAAUCCCAGAACCACACGGGGGGACCUAGUGGAUGACCUGCAGAGAGCUGGGACCAAAGUAACAAAGCCUACCAUCAGUAACACACUACGCCGCCAGGGACUCAAAUCCUGCAGUGCAAGACGUGUCCCCCUGCUUAAGCCAGUACAUGUCCAGGCCCGUCUGAAGUUUGCUAGAGUGCAUUUGGAUGAUCCAGAAGAGGAUUGGGAGAAUGUCAUAUGGUCAGAUGAAACCAAAAUAGAACUUUUUGGUAAAAACUCAACUUGUCGUGUUUGGAGGACAAAUAAUGCUGAGUUGCAUCCAAAGAACACCAUACCUACUGUGAAGCAUGGGGGUGGAAACAUCAUGCUUUGGGGCUGUUUUUCUGCAAAGAGACCAGGACGACUGAUCCGUGUAAAGGAAAGAAUGAAUGGGGCCAUGUAUCGUGAGAUUUUGAGUGAAAACCUCCUUCCAUCAGCAAGGGCAUUGAAGAUGAAACGUGGCUGGGUCUUUCAGCAUGACAAUGAUCCCAAACACACCGCCCGGGCAACGAAGGAGUGGCUUCGUAAGAAGCAUUUCAAGGUCCUGGAGUGGCCUAGCCAGUCUCCAGAUCUCAACCCCAUAGAAAAUCUUUGGAGGGAGUUGAAAGUCUGUGUUGCCCAGCGACAGCCCCAAAACAUCACUGCUCUAGAGGAGAUCUGCAUGGAGGAAUGGGCCAAAAUACCAGCAACAGUGUGUGAAAACCUUGUGAAGAAUACAGAAAACGUUUGACCUGUGUCAUUGCCAACAAAGGGUAUAUAACAAAGUAUUGAGAAACUUUUGUUAUUGACCAAAUACUUAUUUUCCACCAUAAUUUGCAAAUAAAUUCAUUAAAAAUCCUACAAUGUGAUUUUCUGGAUUAUUUUUUCUCAUUUUGUCUGUCAUAGUUGACGUGUACCUAUGAUGAAAAUUACAGGCCUCUUUCAUCUUUUUAAGUGGGAGAACUUGCACAAUUGGUGGCUGACUAAAUACUUUUUUCCCCACUGUAUGCUGUUAUACUCCCCAUUUGAAUCAAAUCCCCUUUGGAAUUCAACAGGGCUGUGUUCCUCAGAGCAUGCAACGGAAAAUGUUUUAAAAUGUUUUGUAAACGGAACAACGAAAAUGAGUGUUUCUUAUCGAUGAGUCCAGGUCCUCUUGGGCAAUUCCACCUUUUAUUCAGUUAAUUUCAUGCCUAAUGAACAUGACCCAGGUGUCAUCCCUAGCAAAUGUGCCUGCUAACAGCAGGUGUGUGUUUAUUUCCGUGUGUAAUGUACAGGAACAGUGAAAUCCGGAUCCUGCUGCAGCAGGUAGACAUCCUGAAGAACACCAUCCAGAGGGAGGAGGAGAAGUCCUCUGAGCUGGAGCUCAAGUCCAGGAUCUUCUCCUACGGAGAGUACAGAGCUGACAAACAGGUUAGUACUAUUGUCCACGUCGUUGCUGCAGGCCCAAUGGAUGAGCGCAAUUUGAUGAUCGGCAUCGCUCUCAGUGACGAAAUUGCAAAAGCAAGUUACAUGGACGCCUUUGGCUUUGAUUGGCUGAUUGAUUAAUUGGUCUCCUUCUCAAAAUGCAUCAGAGAGGAAUCCAAAGGUUAAUCAGUCUCCCCAGACCUUUUCAUCCACUGCAUGUUUGAGAGGGAGACUAGGAAAGAGGAUGCAAGGAGUGAAAGGAAAUACAAUUGAGAUUCAAUCAUUUUGUAGUCAAUUUCACCUCUUCUUUCUCACAGGAUGUGAUGCUCAAUGUGCUGCAGAAGAAGGUGAAGGAAGUGCACAGGGUGUGUGUAGGGAGAGGUGGACUCCAAUAUCAGCACUCUUCAUAUGCUGGCCAACAUCGAGAGCAGGAUGGAGGACAUUAUGGACUGCCUGGAGACGCUGCCUCCGGACAAAAUUGACACCGUCCGCACACAGAGGGAGAAAGAGAAGAGGCUCAAGUAUGUGUCCUCCCUUACAGCUCUUUGCAGUCAUACACCGACAAGUAACCGGAAAGCACUCUUGGCUGUGUUUACACAGGCAGCCCAAUUCUUAUAUCCCCCCCCCCCCCCCCCACACACACACAUACUAAUUGUUAUUUUGACCAAUCAGAUCAGCUCUUUUGCCAAUUAUUGGGUAAAACAUCAGAAUUGGUCUGCCUGAGUAAACGCAACCGUUGUGACAACUGCUGGGGUAAAAAGGUAUUUAUAAAAUAAAUGUGAUUGAUUAAUUAAUAGUUGCCAACACCAUACCACACAUUCAGGAUGAAUGCUCUCAAUUGUGCGGCCAGCGGUAGAAGUUGACCAGAGUAUUCAUCAUCCCAAACUGCCUCAGCAAUCUCAGGAAGAAGGCUAGAGAUGCUGUUGUGCCGUCUUGAUCAAUAGAUCCGUUGGUAUGGGACCAUAAUGCUCCCUUCCUCUAAUCUCCUUUCAGGAUGCGUGAGGAGAAGCUGUUGAUGAAGAAACACCACCAGGAGGAGAGACUCCGGAAGGCUCUGGAGAGGGCCACCUCCGACAGCAAGAAGAGGGUUAGUGUAGUCAAUGUAUCAAACAGGACACAUGUCGAUUGCUAUAACAAAGUUUGAGUAAAUACGUUCUGUUUAUCAAUGGAAAGGCAUUUAUAGACUGGUGUGCAUAGAGAAUCAACCUAGAAUACAGUAUCUACCUUUGCUGCACUGUGUAUUGAUGAAACAUGCUUCGCCAGGACCAAAUGCCUUUGCAAUGACACCUAAUAUUACAGACCUGUAACAGAGUUUAAUACACAGCAUAACGAGCCAGCCUACAUCUAUCCUCUUCUCUGGCUUGUAGAUGGGCAGAAGGCUGAUGCCGCGAUCGGAGCCAUCAGAUAUCAAGAAGAAGGGACAUGACACACGCGUUGACCACUAGCGAGCAAGAGGACGUCUUCUACUUCUUUUCCUGAUUAUUUUAAACCAUCAGUAUUCACAGACAACAUAACACAGUGACUGAUUUUAAACCAUCAGUAUUCACAGACAAUAUAACACAGUGACUGAUUUUAAACCAUCAGUAUUCACAGACAAUAUAACACAGUGACUGAUUUUAAAUGAGCUUUUAUAUACAUUAGGCCAAUAUUUCAGUUAGCCCAAGUCACCAAGGAGCAUUUCCAUUCACUCACUGAUUUGGCCUAUACAAUAUUAUCUAAUGCUUUAUAACAGUUAGAUUGAUAAUUAAAUGUACUGUAUACUUUGAUUAUAAAAUAAAUAAAAUAUUAUUGCCUUAGUAUAUUCUGUUAUUGAUGUCUAAAUACGAUUAUUUAUGUAUAGAAAGUAUGUAAAUUGCUGAGAGAGUUGUUACCAUAAGGUGAAUGCACCAAUUUGU